Molecule: messenger RNA, 986 nt
Organism: Vanessa atalanta (red admiral)
Lineage: Eukaryota; Metazoa; Arthropoda; Insecta; Lepidoptera; Nymphalidae
Product: DNA-binding protein RFXANK-like
Exons: 5
Coding region: 38-790 (250 amino acids)
Biological process (GO): regulation of gene expression
Cellular component (GO): nucleus
Molecular function (GO): protein binding
Source: RefSeq, a predicted model, not a curated record
UUGAGCCAGUUGUCAACUUUUUUUGUCAGAUGUAAAAAUGGAGGAAGGUAUAUCCGUUAAAAAUGAAGAAAAGAGUAUUGAUAUUAAACAAGAAAACGAAGAAAAUGUUGAUAACUUUAAAUGUGACUUUGAAUCUGGAAGCCAAGACAGCAGCAAAAGUGGAAGUGGAGGAUAUCAACGAUGGGCGCCUAAUUUAAAUGGAGUUAGAAAAAGUGCAUUUACACCUUACAAGUCUGUCCAGUGCACGGCUUUGACUAAUUUACAAAGAGGUAAUACGCAGGCGCGGGUCCCCGAAUUGCCCCAGCCCGAUUGUAGCUUUCACGCGAAGGCUGGUCGCGGAGAAGUUACCCGUGAGGACGUGAAACUGGAGCAGUAUGUUGAUAUCACGGACGAGCACGGUCUCACGGCGCUGCACUGGGCAGCAAGUUAUGGACAGUUAAACAGCUGCCAGGACCUUGUUUGGAGUGGUGCCAAUGUUAAUAUUAGAGGUCCUGAAGGUGAGACUGCACUCCAUCUUGCGGCUGCAGGUGGGCACCACGAGGUUGUGAAAUUUCUGUUAAAUGAAGGAGCAGAUGCUGAUAUUCAAGAUGAUUCUGGUAGUACAGCAUUAAUGUAUGCAGCAGCUGCCGAUUUUCCCUACACUUGUAAUGAGCUCCUCAUCAGAGGUGCUGAUUUAACACUUACUAAUGACUAUGAUCAAGAUGCCUACACUCUGACCACAACCAAUAACUGCAAACUGGCUCAAACUGUGAUAGAAAACUUUUUGAUUGGCUGCCUCAGCAAGAUGUGAAGUAUUUACCCAUUCAUGUUCAGUUGCCUUGGACAACCAACACAAUGGAUUCAUUUGCUUACAGCAGUUAAAAUGAAAAUACAGGGAUUUAGUUUUUAAUAUAAAACGUAUUUAAUAUAUAUUUUAAGUUCAACUUAUACAAAACAUGUGAUGUUAUGUGACUCAAUAGACAGACAAUAUAUGAAUUAAACCUUAA